AUGGAUGCUAUGAGUCGCACUUUGCAAAAAGCAGCUCGGUGCCCAUUUUCGGACGAAAUCGAGCGGGCCAAAAUGCCAAACAAGUUUACCCACCCACCAUUCAAUUGCUACGAUGGGAAAACUGAUCCAGUAGAGCACGUCAAUCAUUAUAUUCAAAUGAUGUCUUUGCAUACUCAUAAUGAUGCGUUGAUGUGCAAGCUAUUUCCUUUGAGUCUGGGACCAACUGCUUUAAGGUGGUUUGACGGGUUACGGAAAGGAUCCAUACGUAUUUUUUCCGAGCUAAUUCAGGAGUUCAGCAUUUGGUUUGUGACCUGUAGCCGAGUGCCUCAGCCGGUAGAUGCGCUUCUGUCAAUGAAAAUGAGGGCAGGAGAGACCCUCCGUAGUUAUGCCAGCCGAUAUUGGGAGCUAUACAAUGAGAUAGGUGGGGAUAACAAAAAGGUCGCAGCAAGCACUUUUAGGAUGGGGUUGCCCGAGGAUUCCGGGCUACGAGAGUCGUUGACCAAGAAGCCUCCCGAAGGCAUGCAGCAGCUUAUGAGACGCAUUGAGGAAUAUAAGCGAUUAGAGGAUGACCGGCUGUAG
Messenger RNA from Quercus robur (English oak), 579 nucleotides. RefSeq lists its product as uncharacterized. The coding region runs from base 1 to 579 and encodes 192 amino acids. The record is from RefSeq and is a predicted model, not a curated record. Lineage: Eukaryota; Viridiplantae; Streptophyta; Magnoliopsida; Fagales; Fagaceae. The transcript has a single exon.